GAAAAUAAGGCAAAAAACCCCCCAUUCUCCCAUCGGUGGGCAAAAAAGUGCAGCUUUUUGAAGUAUCCGUCCAGCAACCCAGCGAUCGUGUCCGUUUGAUAAGCCAAGCGCGAAGUGUUGUGCGCCGUGAACUUUGGGCCGUGACCGGGACGAAGCACCCCCUCAUAUACGGUGGACGACGCAAUGGUCGAGCGGGAGAUCAAUUGCGACUGAGACGAUAAACACGAGCGCACCACACGGUUGCACAGCAGGAGUUAGUACAUUUCACUGUGACGGGGAAAGUCACCAGCGACUGGACUGGCAGGUUCGAGCCCGAUCCGAAAUCGAUCCGCAGAAUCCGAGGGUGGUGCUUACCGCCGCUUAACUGACCGCUCUGUGUUCUCUUCGCUGUUAUGCAGUUCGAGAUGCGAUACCUAACGAGCCACUUUAAUGCCCUCGCCUGCUGCUGUUCGCUACUGCUUUUGCCGCUGGGUGAUUUCGCCGACGCGGACGGAAGCGGUGGCACGGUGACGCGCAACCAGCAGCAGCAGCACCCGUCACCGUCUGCCUAUCAACCGAAAGCCAAUCAACCGGCAUCGAUGCACUACCAUCAUCAGCAACAGCAGCAGCAGCAACACAACCAUCAACAGCAGCCACCGGACGCAAUGCCCUCGUACCACCAUCCGACGCAGCAACCACCCGGCGGGAUUGGCCACAAGGCGAAGCAACUGGCGGCCGGCAGCAGUGGCCCCAAUCAGCAGGCACAGCCGGCCAUCGCCUCGCUGGCCGCGUCGCAGCAACACCAGCAGCAGCAGCAGCUCCAGCAACAGCCACAGUCUGGCAAUCCGCGGCCACUGGAAACCCGCAACUCGUAUGCCGUCCUGAGCCAAGCGAUGUCGCAGGCGGUACACCACGAAUUCGGGACGUACGGGAGCGGCGCGAUGGUGGGCGGCGACGCCGGAUCCUGCUCGAUAGACGACAUCGACUGCCUGGCGCACCACGACCAGCUCGGCAUGGAGGCGAUCCGUUCGCUGCACCGGCAGCUCGAUGACGACGAUAACGGUGACAUUGAUCUAUCCGAAUCGGACGACUUUUUGCGUGAGGAACUCAAAUACGACUCCGGGUAUGAGAAGCGGCACAAAGCGUUCCACUUCAACGACGACAUGCACAUCUCGGUGAAGGAGCUGUGGGAAGCCUGGCUGCGCUCGGAGGUGCACAACUGGACGGUGGACCAAACGACCGAGUGGCUGGCGCAGAGCGUCCAGCUGCCGCAGUACGUGCAUCUGUUCCGGCUGCACAAGGUGACCGGUAAGGUGCUGCCGAGGCUCGCGGUCAACAACAUGCACUACGUGAGCAACGUGCUGGGCAUCAAGGAUCCCAUCCACAAGCAGAAGAUCGCCCUGAAAGCGAUGGACGCGGUGCUGUUCGGUCCGCCGCGAGAAACUGGAACCAGGUGGAAGGAUUUGCUCCUCGUAACGCUGCUGCUAACGGCCAUCAUAGGCAGCUGGUAUGCCUAUCACCAGAACAAGAGCGCCAAAAUACACAUUCGCCGCAUGGCAAAAGACGUGGAGGGUCUGCUGAAGGCGGAAGUGGCACUGAAAGAAAUGCAAAAGGAGCUCGAACAGGCGCGGAUCGAGCAAGAGAACGUUGGAAAGGAGAAGAUGGACCUCGAGCGGCGGUUGCGCGAGGCGCCCACGCUCACCUCCUCUAGCUCCGACCUGGAGCUGCAGCAGCUGAAGCAGGAGAUCGAGGUGCUGCGCUCCGAGUUGAACCGGGCCGAGGUAGAGAUCCACGACCACUGUUGGACACCACCGCAGGGCCUUCAGAGCUGGCUGCAGCUGACGUACGAGCUCGAGAACAAGCACCACAUCCGCAAGCGCAUCAUGGCGGAGAAGCAGCUCGAGCAGGCGCGGGAAGCAUGCGAAAAGCUACGCAAGAAGCGCUCCAGCCUGGUCGGCGCGUUCGUUUCCACGCACGGCAAAAGCAUCGACGACGUGGACCGGAGCAUCGUCGAGGCGCGGAACGCACUUAAUGACGUCACGAACGACCUGCAAGAGCGGAUGCACCGCUGGAAGCAGAUCGAAACGAUGCUCGGCUUCAGCAUCGUCAACAACAGCGGCAUCGCGCACCUGGAGAACCUGCUGUACAACCGGAACGGCGUGGCCGGCAAGACCUAUAGAUCAGCCCGACUGUCGAGCAGCCAGGACGAUCUGGACGAUGAUUCUGUGCAAGGUUACUUCGAGGCGAACAGCCGGGGAACGCGUGACGAUUCUUCCGCCAGCGACGAAGGCGGCGACCGUGAGCGCGACACGGUGACGUUCUUCCUCGGCGGCUGCCCGUCCACCUCGAACCUGCAGAUGAGCGCCCUCAACACGCUCAACACCGGCAUCAUCACGUCGAGUACGGCCGCCGCGUUCACCGGCACGCCGACGACGGCCGCCGCCGCCGCCACCACUCCGACCUCGCUCGGCUACGGCUCCAUGCCGGCGCACACCAACAACAGCAGCAGCAGCAACCUGAGCCACCUGGCGAACUUCUCGCUACCGGCGGCCUACACCGGUCUGCCGUCGUCCUCGUCGUCCCUGUACGGUGGCACGACGCCGACACCGUACAGCCCGAUGCCGUCCGGGCGCGAUUCCUGCGUCGGUGACAGCUCGCAAAGUCUGUACACCGACGAGUGCCAGGUGUCGUCGUCGUCGUCGCUAGCACUGACCGACCGGAUCGUGCCGCCCCGGGUAAAGAAGGCUCCGGCCAAGCUGCCCCAGACGGUACCGAGUAUGGUCGGUAAGGCGCCGAUGCCGCCGCCCCGGAAAACGCUGUCCUCGCAGAGCCUCCUACAAAUGGCCCGAUCUGAUAGCGCGGACCUGGUCGCCCUGGAACCCCCAACGAUACCUGUUCCAGCGUCAGCUUCAGCUGUCUCGCCGCCAGCAGCGUUCGUCGCCCUGGCCCACCACCAGCAGCAGCAGCAGCAGCAGCAACAACAUCUACCGCAGCUACAGCAGCAGCAGCAGCUCCUCGACGCUCAAGCUGUCCAGCAGCAGCAGCAGCAGCCGAAGGAGGCUGUGGCCGCUCGGCGGGGGGCAGGGCACGGCAUUGGCUACGCUGGGAGCCACCAGCAGCAGCAGCUUUCGGCGCUGGCCUUCGGAGACCCAGUCGUUGCCGGCGGUUACGGUGGAGUGCAGCAACAGCAGCAGCAGCAACAGCAGCAGCAACAAUAUCAGCAGCAUCCCGAUGACGCCGGCUCGACGGACUCGUCCCUCUUCGACGAGGACGUUAAGAAGCAGCGAACCCGAAAGCUGUUCUCGUUCGGCAAGCGCUUCAGCAAAUCCAAGAAGCAACAGUAGCAGCAGCAGCACCAGCAGCAGCAACAACAGCGCCGCUAGCGAUACGGGCACGAUCACGAACGACUGUGACCCGCAGCGAUGCCAGCUGCACCACCGGGGGGGAGAAGGACUCGCGCGACGGCGCCGUUGCCGGCGCUGGUCCGGACCGUCGGAUGCCGUGUCCGAGCGCGCUGCCCGCUUCCGGCAAAGGAAUUCUCUGCCCACGCUCGCCCAGCGGUAACGACAGCACAACACGGGCACACCGAACCGCCGUGGCGGGAUGCACAUUCAUCAACCCUCCCCCCUCCCAACAACCUUCACCUCCGUUAUCUAGGUUUAAUGUGAAAAGUGAGCAGAAAAGGUUAGGCGACAGUUGAUCGCGUCGAGGGUUCAAGAAGGCGGCGACAGCCAACUUGACAGCAUUCACCCAAACGAAGAGAGCAAGCAAACGGUUCCUGAACAAGCGCAUGAUUGAGCAUAUACAUGGCCAGCCAAAAAUACGAGCGCAACUAAUGCCCCCCGUUGUGCUCAAUCCUUGACACAACGAAACGUUGACCGUUAUUUAUUCAGUAGUGUGAUAAAGCCCUUCCCAACGCAAGCAGAUUAGAAUCAGUGGGAGUGAAGUGGUGGUUCAGAAGGAUGACUUUUGACUGUAUCAACUAUUUCUCCUGCCACUUCCUUCCCCGUGUGCUUGCGAAGCCCAAAACAAAGUAAUGCUUCUCUCGAAAUUUUGUUUGAAAUGCGCUACACUUAGCGAAGCACAUGACUUGAGUUUAAGUGGUUUAUAAAAGAAAAAUUAGUCCUAUUGAGGAUGCCAAGACGAGGUGGCCUCGAUGUGGCGCUUCAAGUGUAGAAGAGAGUAGCCAAAAUACUGCACAGAACAUUGUACACACAAAAACGCUCCUAAAACAAAAACACACACAAUAUGAGUAACAAAGCGAAACAUUAUCUGAAAAGUCUGACAAAAAUUGUAGGAAAAUAAGUGGAAUCAAGAAAAAAACAAACGAGAUAGCAUGUGAGGUAACGCAUACGAGUAUACACGUCUACGACUACUACUUCUAUUGCUAUUGCACUUAGGAGGGUUUAACCCUUUCAAUUCAAUGAACAAGCAAACGACCAUAUAUAGGAUACAGAUAGCAUAACGUCAUUAAAAAGGAAGAGAGUACGAGUACUGUUUCCGUCCGCGCCUGGCCCCGGUGCGUUUCCGUUUUAUAAUAGCCAUCAGAACAGUCUCCACGAGCAUGGCUUGACAAAUUAAAAUCUAACGUUAGCAUGUGUGGAAUAAGCAUCAUUGUUAUUAAAUGCGAACAAAUUUUAAAACUUUCAUGGUGGACUCAACUAAUUCAAGAAUGUUAUAAAUAAAUUGGAAAAGCACACGGAGCGUCGGAGCGAGCGAAACGAAACGUUACGAGCGAAAAAGUGAGCGACAAAAACCGGACUGUGGACGUUUUUUGAGAUAGCGACGAUGCUGUAAGACAGAGAAGAAAAACAACAAAACCCAAAAUGAAACAAUAGUUGUUACACUAAGAGCAGUCCAAUCUGUUUAGAUGUUUUUUGUUCCCCCCCUUUUGUCGUGUACACUGUCCUUUAGCUGGUGUUAGAUUAAUCCGUUCCUAUCAGUUACUUAUUUAAUUUGUAGUUUACUUAUUUAGACUAGCUCUCCUU
This is a messenger RNA of Anopheles coustani, 4967 nucleotides long. RefSeq names its product stromal interaction molecule homolog (gene Stim). Gene Ontology annotation, biological process: activation of store-operated calcium channel activity; store-operated calcium entry; intracellular calcium ion homeostasis. Gene Ontology annotation, molecular function: protein binding; calcium ion binding; calcium channel regulator activity. Gene Ontology annotation, cellular component: endoplasmic reticulum; plasma membrane. The transcript has 10 exons. Bases 393 to 3323 code for a protein of 976 amino acids. NCBI's taxonomy places the organism in Eukaryota, Metazoa, Arthropoda, Insecta, Diptera, Culicidae. The record is from RefSeq and is a predicted model, not a curated record.